AUGAUGCUGGCUCGUGAAGAUGCUUCAGAUUCAGAUUCUCCAUCUCAAGCUCUUCCUGUUGAGCUGUUGAUUUUCACGAUUGGAGCAAGUUCGCCAACGACCUCUGUGUUAGAGAUUGCCUUUGUUGCGUGGCUAUUUGGAACAGAAAAUCCUCAAAGCCGCUGCAAGUGGCCACCGUUACCUCUGUCAGGAGCACCAGCUGCUGCACUGGAAAUUUGUAGCACCUUUCCUUUACUGUUCUCUUCCCCCUCCUUAAAGCCCAUUAAUGCCCAAACCUAUUAA
Lathyrus sativus (Indian pea) is the source of this 282-nucleotide messenger RNA. The record is from the annotation of a GenBank genome assembly. NCBI's taxonomy places the organism in Eukaryota, Viridiplantae, Streptophyta, Magnoliopsida, Fabales, Fabaceae.